AAAUGAAGAUAAGAGUUAUCAGCCUGUCCAAAAUCCAAAUUAUUCAAGUUAGUCUCAGUUUUGUCCUGAGUUAAAUGUUUAAGUGGUGGAUGGUUUCAACCUAUUUGCAUAAGUGUAAUAUUGUUCAGAAUGUGUUGUAUUUUAACUCCUACAUAUUUUUAUAAUUACCUGUGGUGAUGCUAUUAUACAAUACUAUUAUAUAAAACAAUGGAGUUUACUGUGGGGCUUUUAUUGACAUUUUUAGCUACCUUUUUAAUAAUUGCUUUAUCUGUCUUUUACUUUUAUCACACAAAAGAUUACAAUUAUUGGACCAACAGGGGAGUACCCAAUAUAAGGCCAGUUUUUCCUUUUGGCUCUACUAGAGAUUUAGUGCUGGCCAAAACCUUUAUUGGGAAAGGUUACAAUACAAUGUACCAAAAGUUUUCAAAAGAGCGAUUUUUUGGGAUAAUUGAUGUUCAAAAUCCUGUUCUUGUGUUGAGAGAUCCUGAAUUGAUAAAGGCAGUUUUAGUGAAAGACUUUAACCAUUUCGCUGUAAGGACAAACGUGGGAGCUAAUUCUAAAGAAUACAUUCUCAGACAUGUCAUAAAUAUGAACGGUCAGGAAUGGAAAGACAUGAGAAUGUUGCUGACACCAGCAUUCACAUCUGGAAAGAUGAAGUCAAUUUUCGUUUUGAUGGAAAAAUGCAGUAAACAGCUCAACAUUUAUCUCCAUGAGGCUGUUGGAAAAAAUCCAGUUGUUGAAGUUACAAAUGUUUUUGCUCGGUUUACAAUGGACGUCAUUGCAACUAGCGCUUUUGGCGUAGAAACUGAUUCAAUAAAUAAUGAAAACUGUCAGUUCUUUACAACGGUGGGAUCAUUGCUGAAAACAACGAAAGCAAGAUUUUUCCGGAGGUUUCUGGUUAAUUUCUUUCCUACACUGGUAAAAUUCUUACCAGUUCAACUUAUUCCACCCGAUGUAACAGAUUUACUAACAAACUCUGUUCGUCAGUCUGUGGUUCACAGAGAGAAAAAUAACAUAAAACGAAGUGACUUCUUAAAUGUCCUUAUUGAAAGUAAAAAAUAUAACGGUGAAAAUUUGGAAAAAAGUACUUCUGUAUCAAAACCCUCAAAAGGCCUCACCAUAGAAGAGAUGACAGCACAAGCUUUUGUUUUCUUCAUUGCUGGCUACACAACUGAUACAUCUGUUAUGUCUUUUUGUCUGUAUGAGUUAUCCAUCCAUGCUGACAUACAAGAGGCACUUUACCAAAAUAUACAAGAGGCUGUGGAUAAACACAAUGGAGCCAUCACUUAUGAGAGUUUACAAGACAUGCCUUACUUGGAUCAAGUUGUCAAUGAAACUCUACGUCUUUAUGGGUCCGGUCAAAUCAUUAUAAGGACAUGCACUGAACGCUACAACAUCCCAAACACUAACAUUCAUGUAGAAAAAGGUGUGCGAGUAAUUAUUCCUUCUUACUCCCUCCAUCACGAUCCUGUGUAUUUUCCUGACCCUGAUGAGUUCAGGCCGGAGAGAUUCACCCCAGAAAAAGUAAAAGAAAGACAUCCCUUUGUGUUUUUACCAUUUGGAGAAGGUCCCAGAAACUGCAUUGGAAGAAACUUUGGCAUGCUGCAAAUUAAGAUUGGGCUUGCGACAGUGAUUUCAAAUUUUAAAGUUGAUUUGAGUCCAGAGCAAGAAGUUCCAAUAAACAUUGAUACCAGAAGCAUUGUUGUUACACCUGCUAAUCCAGUUCUAUUGAGAUUUACUCCUAGAAAAAUGAAUGGUUCUUUGAUCUGAAUGGCUAGUUACACUGUCUAUAAUUAUUUUACUGUCAAAAAUAUGUUAGAAUUUUUAUAAAUAUUUUUCAUAUUGUAAUUUUUAUAAAAUUUGUAAUUAAUCAAAUGUAUUCUAUAGAGCUACAUAAUAAAAUGUAUUAUGCAGAGCUUGCAGUGGAGAAAACAGUGUGUCAGACUAGGUACUUAAAUGAAGACAUGUGCUUAAACAAGAAACCUAUCUAAGAUGUCAUUCUCAUCAAGUAAUACUCAGUUUUUUUUAAACACAAUAUUUCUCAAACAAGAUUGACGUUUCAUACAAAAAGCUUGGAAAAUCAUUGGAAAUAAUGCAAAUUAUGCAUGUUGUUUAUUAAAAUACAUGUUGAUUAUUUUUACUAUAAAAAAUCUGUGAAACUUAUUAGUUAUGGCAAUUGUGUACUUAUACAUGUACUAUGUAAGUGAUUUUUUUGACAAUUAUAUCUUUCUUAUCAAAAUA
This is a messenger RNA of Homalodisca vitripennis (glassy-winged sharpshooter), 2241 nucleotides long. Its product is annotated as probable cytochrome P450 6a13. The record is from RefSeq and is a predicted model, not a curated record. The transcript has 5 exons. Lineage: Eukaryota; Metazoa; Arthropoda; Insecta; Hemiptera; Cicadellidae. The coding region runs from base 208 to 1770 and encodes 520 amino acids. Gene Ontology annotation, molecular function: iron ion binding; oxidoreductase activity, acting on paired donors, with incorporation or reduction of molecular oxygen; heme binding.